AUGCUUUGCGCGCACCCAACAUGGCGGCGCCCAGCCCCAGCACGUCCGGACCGGCGCCCGCUUUCCCUUUCCCCUUCUCCGCCUCGACGGCCGGGGCUGAAAAACCCGCGGAGGGGCAGCCUUUGCCGGCCGCCGAGCCGAAGAAGAAGAAGCCGCCCUGUCGGGCCUGCACGGACUUCAGGAGUUGGAUACGGGAUCAGAGGAAGCAGUCGGACCUGGUGAGGGCUGGCAGUGGGGCUCCGGAAGGCCGCAGGGAGGGCGGGAGGAGGGAGCCGUGGCCCUUGGGAGCCCCGCGAGGACGCAAGGCAGGAACGGGCGGAGCUGGGCGAGUGCACUUGGGGAGGGGCCAGAGCAGCCGGUCCCCCGCUUGCCUUGGGACUAAGGGGCGUUAUGGAGUGGAGGGUGAGGGAGAAGCUCGAUGGCGCGAUAUUAUUUAAUUAUUACAUGUAUAGCCAUUGCUUCUUUUUUCUAAAAAAAAAAAAGUUUAGGGGUCCUCUCAUUUUCACUCAAGAACAUCACCAUUUUAUAGUUCAGAUCGGGAAAAAUAAAUGCAGCAAAUGGACAAAAGUACAAAGAUUCACGAAAUGUUUAGGGGUAUGUGUACUCCUGCAUACCCCCCCACAAGCACUGUGUGUCUCCCACCUUUCCCUAAGAAGUGCAAGGUGGUGUACAUGGCUCUCUGUCUCCCCAUUUUAUCCUCGCAACAACUGUAAAGGUUAGGCUGAGAAACAGUGACUAGACUAAGAUCACCCACUGAGCUUCAUAGUUGAGUGGGGAUUUGAACCCUGGUCUGCCACAUCUUAGUCUAACACUGUAACCGCUACACAACUUGCACAAUUCUUUAACAACUAUCUCAAGGUGAGACACACAAAAGGUAAUUAAAAUUACCAAACCAACAGAUACAUUUAGCACAAGACUAAAACCCUAGCAAGUGGGCACUUGCAGUAAAGACCCAUUGAUUCAGCUGGGAAAGCCUGUUGGAAAAAAAACUUCUUCAGUUGUUUCUGGAAACUGCAGGUGGCUCAUGGGGCAUUAUGGGAUGUAAGGAGAGGUGUGUCACAGGGUUGAACUUGCCCUUGGGACAGGGAGAGAGUGUUGUAAAAAGUAUAUAUAUGACCUGCCUUUUCCCGAUCAUUGUGUAAUGAAUCACGUGGGGCAGAGAUAUUCUCCUUCCUUGUUGAAUUUAUAGAGACAUGAGAAGCUGCCUUAUACUUGACUAUAAACUGCCUUGAGCAUUAAAAACGUUAGGUAUGACUGCUGACAGUAAAUAACUAAAAGAUUUCUGAUUCAGUUCCAAGAGUUUAACUCUCUGAGGUAUAUCCAACUAAGCUCUACUCAGAUAAGACCCACUGGAAUUAAAGAACCUAGGUUAGGCAUGCCCAUUAAUUUCUCUAUCUAGUUUUUUUACAGGGUCCAGUGGGACCAUGGGUUGAUCUUCCUUGUUCAAAGACCUGUUCCCAGAAGAUAUUUAAACCUGUGGAGCUCUCUUCAGGCCUCUAGGAAGUAGUGGAUCCAAUGCCUUUCUGCCCUGAGGAUGCAGUGGCUCUGUCUCAGGGUUCAAAAUUAGCAGGGCACCAGGCAUAUUUUGCACCUAAAGAUACUCCAUUUGCAAGCACCUCAAAAAAUUGGGUUCCAUUUUUUGCUCCUGGCUGACACUCAAGGUUUACUGAAACAUAUGUGCUUUGAAGCCUCAAAGUAUAUGUUAAGAAUAGAUAAUAUGUUAAGGAAUUUCACAGUAGAGUGUUUUGAAAACUGAAGUACGGUACCAAUAUUUUUAUUGUAAACACCAAAUUAAACAUGUAGUAACAAUGUCUGCUAAAAAUGUGGUAUUAACAAUAUGUCACAUGUGAAUUGCAUAUUAGUUCAUACUUAUCAAAAUAAUAAAAAGUGUUGCUAAUACCCCACCCCCCAGUGGUGCCUAGACAUUCUGUUUUGGUGCCCGCAACCCAAGUCCCAGAAGCCAUUUGGCUCUUAGCUUUUCUAUCCCAGUUUCUAACACUGCUCUGUCUCUGGAGUCCCAUAAAACUUGGUGGUAGGAGAUUCCUGCCAUUGUGGUUCCGCUUAUUGGUGCCCUGGCUCAGCUUGGGAGAGAUUCUUGGGGGGUAUAAGGAAGAUUUGGACAUAGCUUCUGUAGUUUUACUAAUUACAGUUGAAAACUAUGCAUACAAAUAUUGGUGAGGUGUUCUGUCUGUGCUGACAUCACAGCACAGACUGCUGUGCUGACAUCACAGUGUGACUUGGCACAGUAUGCUUUGCCCAACCUGGCUUAAUCCCCAAACUGACAGAGGACAGUUUGCAUAGGCGGUGGAAGGGGAAGCGAGCAGGGCCUUUGACGCAGCUGUGACUUACAAAUCUGCUUUAGAGUCACAGUGUGCAGGACUGUUCUGUGUUUUCUCUGGCUUGUUGCUGAUGAGUACAUGCUUUUUCCAAUCUAGGAAACAGGAGCCGCAGAGAAGGAGUUACCUCCUGAUUGCCCUUUAGAUAGAGAACAACUGGGGAGAAAUUCGUGGUCGUUUCUUCACACAAUGGCAGCGUUUUACCCUGAUCGGCCCACUAAAACUGAGCAGAAAGACAUGGUUCAGUUCAUCAACUUAUUUUCCAAGUUUUUCCCUUGUGACGAAUGUGCAGAGGACCUGAGAAGCAGGUGAGUGAACCAGCCAAGUAGGUCCCAUGCCUCACCUGCAAGAAGUGGCAUUUAGCGUCACAAUGGUAUUUCUGUUAACCGCAAUAGUAGGUACUAAGCACCCACCUUGAGGCUUGCUCUUGUUUCUGUAUAAGGUCCAAGUGAUGAGCCAUCUUAAAUCACUGGCAAUUCUGCCUGUAAUUUUCAAGCCUGCUCUCUUGAGAGUGUGAUGCCAUUCCCACACUUCCCAGGAAUUGAUUUGGGAUGAGAAUAUAAUCCAAUUUCACACCUGUUCUAACACUCUCUUAACUUCCCAACCCAGGAAUCUUGGUAUGAGGUGGAUUGUAGUAGAGGCUGGUCCAUCAGGGAAGAGAGGAACUGCCCUGCUAACCUCAGUCUGCCCUCUGCCAAUCUCCACCUGCCUACUUCCUUACUUACAACCAGUCUGGGAAGUGGCACUGCUUGCCAUCUUCCUCCUGCUCCUUAGUUUCAGUGUUGCCCCUUGCAAAACUUCAUAGAGAGGAGGAUGGGGACAGAACCAGAAGGAGUUGGCUGUACCUGUUAUAGGUUGUGGCUUCACCUACUGUUGGGUUCCUUGACUUGCACCCCACCAGUCCUUAGGGGGCACCAGCCACUUCUGGUGAAUGGGAAGUUAAAAAAAAUGCCAUUGGACUCUGUUUGGUUUUCCCUCAUACACAGAUUACGAAGAAACCAACCUGAUGCCAGCAACCGCCGUAAUUUGACACAGUGGUUCUGCCGGCUUCACAACGAGGUCAAUAAGAAGCUGGGGAAGCCCGAAUUUGACUGUUCCCUUAUAGAUGAGCGCUGGCGAGAUGGCUGGAAGGACGGGUCCUGCGAUUAGAUAUCCUAGCAAAUACAAAAUUGGUUCACCUUGAUUAAAAGAAGCUAGAAAGAACUAUGAAAUCAAGCCUUGUAUGGACUUUUGCUGAAGCGUACAAUUGAUCUUUGGUAUUGAGGUUGUGGUGAUACAGGAGGAGGAGGAGGUGCAGGUGUUAGAAUAGAUGUCCUGCCUGAUUGCUUCUGAUUCUGGAAAAAGUAACAAGAAGGUCCUGAAGUAAGCUAGUCUUAUGGGAAUUUUCUACCUGCUGGUUGUCUUUUCCAGACCACAUACUUACUAGCAAAUGCUGCCUUAAAUUUUUUUUAUCAGUACUUUCUUAAUGGUAGGAAAAAACAUUUAUCCAGCCACUGAACUACUAGGCUGGGGGGAAAAGUUUUAGAACUUUUUUUUGCCACCCCCAGUUCUGCAAUCUGCCUUCAUUUUGUUUGUCUUUAUGAUCAGAUUUUACGUUGUGUCUUUUUCCUUCCCUUAUCCUUGUAAUCUGGAAUGGUUUAAAAAUUAUUUUAAAGAGAGUACUAUUUAACCACUGUGGAGCUGCAGGGCUCUCUUCGUUCAAGGGAUACUAAAACCAUCCUUUUCCAACUUUUGGUGCCCUUCAGCUGUUUAGGACUACAACUUCCAGUGGUCUCAGCACAGCCAUUCUGACUGGUGCCAGUGGGAAUUGUAGUGCAAAACAGCUGAAGGGCACCAGGUUGGGGAAGGCUGCCUUAUGUUUUCCACAGGUUAAUUAAGGUACAAAGAAAUUUACAGAGUUGUAGAAUCCCAGUAACUUUGCUGAAGUCCUAAAGCAGGGAAAAUAAAGUAAUUUCUGAGUGCAAGUCUAGGUCUCACAUUUCAGCUUUGUCAACAGAUAUUUUUCUUUGAUUUCUAUCUGUCUGGCAAGAGGGUAAUAUAAAUGAAAGGAAUGAUUAAGCACAGGGAAAUUAGGAUUAUAUAUGUCAUGUAUUAAAAUAUAACUUGUGAGAGGUGGGGUUCAUGAAGGUCAUAUUAGCCCUACAGCACUGGGAAGAGUCACUGAGCUUCGUUUUUCAAGGAAGGUUUUAUUAACUCAUCAGAACUUUGUGUGCAGGAAGUCAGGCGUUCUGUGAAAUUAUAAUAAGAAAUAGUUGUGCACUGAGCAUAUGAAGGUAGAGAUGGACCAUUACGUCUUGUAGGAAUCCUUGUGUGAACAGCCUGUUGCCUGCAUUGGCAGUGGGUUGAAGACCUGGCAGUGAGUAUUUGACGAGAUCAUUGGCCCUUGCAAACACUUUACAUGGGUGGCAUUACUGGUCUUGCGCUGCAGAAAGUCCUGAGCUGUGAAUUGUACUACAUUUUGAUUUAGUGUAGAUUUUAACUUUUUACUCACAAGUGAAAUUUAGAUAACUUGCACUUAAGCAACAAUUAUGUGAAGCUGUUGGCCUGAUUUAGAUGUAACCAUGGUUUGUUUACAUAUACAAGCUGGGUCAAGCCAUGAGCUUGCGUGUUCCACCUCCUCUUCUUCCUUCAAGCACAACAGGAAGAUGUUUGAGCCUUCCAUUUUCUCAUUUUGUCCAAAUAUGGGAAAGUGGUUUGAAGAAACCAUGGUUCAGUGUUCCUGGUUUGUUAACUAUCAAAUAAUAGUUUUUAUAUCAUGGUUUGUUGUGGUUCUAGAUACGUACACUUGCCUCCUCAUACAUCAUGAGCAACUUUAAUAGCCAUGUAUAUAGAAACAUCUAUGAGUGAGUUUCAUCACUGGAAACAAACAGGUAGCUCUUGGGCACCUUAUUAACAAAACCUGCAUUCAUAUGACUGCAUAUGCCCUGCCCCAGUAAAUCUAAAUGUCCAAGCCAUUUUAUAUGAAAAGAGUCUAGUAAUACAGUGGUGCCUCGCAAGACGAAAUUAAUCCGUUCCGCGAGUCUCUUCGUCUUGCGGUUUUUUCGUCUUGCGAAGCAUGGCUAUUAGAAGCUUAGCGGCUAUUAGUGGCUUAGCGGCUAUUAACGGCUUAGCGGCUUUAAGAAAAAGGAAACAAACUCGCAAGAACUCGCAAGACGUUUCGUCUUGCGAAGCAAGCCCAUAGGGAAAUUCGUCUUGCAGAACGACUCAAAAAACAGAAAACACUUUCGUCUUGCGCGUUUUUCGUCUUGCGAGGCAUUCGUCUUGCGAGGUACCACUGUACCUUGCUCUACAAAUAGGUUGCCUUGUUUGUACUAGAUUUCCUGGUCUCCUGCUUUCAGGCUAACAUCACAAUAUAGAUCAAAAGACUUCUGGGCUUCAGCAUCCUUCGCCAAUCUGGUUCCCUCCUGGUAUUUUGCACUUACAACUCCCAUCAGUUCUGAGACUGAUGGGAGUUGUAGUCCAAAAUGGCUGUGCUGGCUGGGGCUGAUGGGAGUUGUCAAAAACACCAGGAAGGCACCAGGUUUAUGAUGGCUGGGCAAAGGGAUGCAAGGUUCUGGCCCGGAGGUGGGGCCUGUGCUUUGAAACACUCCUAAGAAGCCAGUGAAAUGGCAGUCCCUAAGCUGCCAGUGUUUCACCUUCAUCCACUGCAAGCCAGACUAGAAUCCUGCAAUUUACAGCAGGUGGACCAGGGAAAAUGGCAUGUGAGGUUAAUAGGCUCCAGCAUUUUAAAGCACUUUCACGGUACCUAGGCAAGAAGGUGGCAAUCCCAUGUGGUGGCUGUAUGGCUAAAGGUUUCGCUGAAGGAAAAGUGAUGUUUUGUAUCUUGACUGAAAAGUUGAGCUGCUCUAUAUAAUUUAUUUUGAGGCAUUUCUGUUUAUCGAUAAAGAAUGUCAAUUAUCUAAAUGCACUUGAUGAAGGCAGUUGGUAAAAUGUAUCUCAAAAAUGUAUUUAUUUCCUGGCUGGUGACCAAACAAUAAAGUUAAGUAUUUCCUUUA
Messenger RNA from Podarcis lilfordi (Lilford's wall lizard), 6331 nucleotides. The record is from the annotation of a GenBank genome assembly. NCBI's taxonomy places the organism in Eukaryota, Metazoa, Chordata, Lepidosauria, Squamata, Lacertidae.